Molecule: messenger RNA, 2110 nt
Organism: Anopheles aquasalis
Lineage: Eukaryota; Metazoa; Arthropoda; Insecta; Diptera; Culicidae
Gene: bumpel
Product: solute carrier family 5 member brother of rumpel
Biological process (GO): transmembrane transport; sodium ion transport
Cellular component (GO): membrane
Molecular function (GO): symporter activity
Source: RefSeq, a predicted model, not a curated record
CGUUAUGUACCGCGAGCCCUGAUCACGGUGCCAUCUUUUCCUAAUGGUGGCUUGCUAGUACCUUUGCCCUUCACCUCAGAGAUCCUGCUGCUUUUAGUAAACUGUGAAACAACCCGGAGUGUGUAUUUGUGUGUCCGUGUGUAAUUGUUAGUGCAUACGAGAGGGAUUCGAUACGAUUUCCCGGUAGUACGAUGGCGACGGAAAUGGAAAAUAUGGUGGAGCACAUGAGACGGUUCGCGUGGCCCGAUUACCUGGUGUUUGUGUCAAUGCUGCUCUUGUGCAUCCUGAUCGGUGUCUACUUUGGUUUCGUGCAACGUAAACCCAACACCGAGGCCGAAUACCUGAUGGGUGGCCGAACGAUGCUGGUAUUUCCGAUCGCGCUAUCGCUGAUCGCAAGUUUCAUCUCCGGCAUCACGCUGCUUGGACUUCCGACGGAAGUCUACUCGUUCGGGAUACAGUACGUGUAUGUGGCGCUUGGCGUGACACUGAUGGGAAUCGUGAUGGGCUACAUCUAUCUGCCCGUUUUUCACAAGCUUAACAUCACAUCGACCUACGAGUACCUGGAAACUAGAUUCGAUCGUCGAUUACGCAUGUUUGGCUCGAUUAUGUUCACCAUCAUGAAUAUUGGUUAUCUGCCGAUCGUAAUCUACGUUCCAGCACUGGCCUUCAACCAAGUGACGGGCGUCAAUAUUCACGUCAUUACCCCCAUCGUCUGUAUCGUUUGUGUGUUUUACACUUGUGUGGGAGGACUAAAGGCCGUAGUGUGGACCGAUGUUGUGCAGACCUUUUCGAUGUUUGGUGCACUAGUGCUGGUCGCUGUUAAAGGAACUAUCGAUCUCGGUGGAUCCAGCGUCGUAUUCAACCGCGCAUGGGAUACCGGGCGACUGGAACGUCCCAAUUUCGACUUUAAUCCAACAAUUCGACACACGUUUUGGUCGCAGCUGAUCGGGGGCUUCGUUUAUUGGCUGCAGACGAAUGCAGUCAGUCAAAACAUGAUUCAGCGUUACCUAUCCCUGCCCUCAGUGGCCGCUGGCAGACGUGCGCUAUGGAUCUUCGUUUUCGGUGUUUGCCUGCUGAUGUCCCUGUGCAGUUACUGUGGGCUACUCAUCUACGCCACCUACCAGGACUGUGAUCCACUCACCACGAAGCUUGCACGUGCCAAGGAUCAACUGUUGCCUCUGUUUGUGAUGGACAUAUUGCGAGACAUGCCAGGUCUUUCGGGACUCUUCGUAGCGGGAGUGUUCAGUGCUGCCCUUAGCUCCCUUUCCACCUGCCUCAACUCCAUGUCAGCGGUAAUUCUAGAGGAUUUUGUGAAACCGUUCGUGAAAGAGCCACUCUCGCCUCGAGCAAUCAACUGGAUCAUGCGAUCGGUGGUCGUAGGAGUUGGAGCCCUCUGUGCUGCUCUAGUGUUCGUGGUGGAAAAAAUGGGAACUGUGCUGCAGCUCACGAUGAGUCUUGAGGCGAUCACCAAUGGUCCACUGUUGGGCACGUUUACAAUAGGAAUUCUCAUCCCAUGGGUCGGUUCCGGGUGUGCACUAGUUGGUGGCAUUGUUGGAGUGGUAUUCAUGUCCUGGUUAAGCCUGAAAGCUCAGUACUGGGUCGCUACUGGUACGAUCGUGUUUCCUCACAAACCGAUGUCAGUCGAAGGUUGUUCCUAUGAAUUCGAUCACUCAUUGGUCAAUGUAACCAGCACCAGCUUGUACACGACCGAUGAUAUCUUUCCAUUGUUCCGAGUAUCGUACAUGUGGUACACAUUCCUGGGAGCGGGCGUCACCAUACUGGUCUCGUUGCUCUCUACCAUGCUUAUCUACGGUCGCAACGAUCCAAAAACCAUCCCUCCGGAGUUGCUGGCUGGGUUCGUGAGUCGUUACGUGCACGGUAGCGACAAAAGUGUGACUAAAGAUAGCACAGCGCAGCAAAGGGUUCCAGCGUCUAUGACCGGCCGCACUAAUGGAAAAACGUUGCACGAAUCUGCAUUAUAAAGUGACAUUCACAUGACAUUUUCUCUAAAUGACGAAAUGCGAUUGCUAUGAUCAGUAAACAUUCGCCAAUUUUAUAAGCAUACUAGUUUUGAUAAUAAAUAAGCAUCAGAAUAAUCUUCUGUAUAGGA